Messenger RNA from Drosophila persimilis, 351 nucleotides. RefSeq names its product NADH dehydrogenase [ubiquinone] 1 alpha subcomplex subunit 1 (gene ND-MWFE). NCBI's taxonomy places the organism in Eukaryota, Metazoa, Arthropoda, Insecta, Diptera, Drosophilidae. The transcript has 3 exons. Bases 45 to 266 code for a protein of 73 amino acids. The record is from RefSeq and is a predicted model, not a curated record.
UUCCGUUCGUGCAAAAAAAUAACAAGACAACUUUUCUUGGCAAGAUGUGGUUCGAAAUCCUACCUGGCGCCGCUAUUAUCACCGUGCUCCUGUCCGUGCCCAUAUACGCCAUGUACGGCGUGCAGAAGCUGACGCUGGGCAAUGCCUUCCGUCGCAACAUGGACGAGCGUUUCAGCCGUGUGAUGUACCAACGCGACUUCCGACUGACCGAUAAUCCAUACUUGAUGAAUGGCCUCGAUGCCAUACCAGACGAGAAGAAGGAAUAAGUUGAUCUAAGUGAAAUUUCUUUAAAACUUAAGUGCAAAAGUGAAUAAACGUAAAGUGCGGAAGUGAAAGAUUGGUCGUUGUAGA